ACACAGUGAUGUUUUUCUAGUGCGUUUGAGCUUAAAAGGAGAGUUUCUCCUGCCCGCGUGUACUUCAGUGGAACCAUGAUGGAAGCUGUGGUGCAAGCGGCCGUGUUUGGGCUGCUGCUGGCCUCGGCCCCCACACUGGCAGACAAGGACGACUGGGACAUCUACAGCUUUCACAUCAACUCAACAGUGUCCAGUCGUUAUGCAACCACUGUCAUCACAAGCCGCGUGGCCAACCGCAUGAACCAGUCCAAGGAAAUCGAAUUUCACGUCCGGAUCCCCAAGAACGCCUUCAUCAGUAAAUUCAGAAUGCUCAUAGACGGACAAUUCUACGACGGCGUUGUGAAGGGCAAAGAGAAAGCUCAGCAGACGUACACGGAGGCCGUGUCCCGGGGCCAAAGCGCCGGCCUGGUCAGUUCGGUUGGAAGGACCCUGGAGGAAUUCAAGACCGCUGUGACCUUGGCUGCUCACAACAAGGUGACCUUUGAACUCACAUAUGAGGAGCUGCUUAAACGGAGGCUCGGCAAGUACGAGCUGCAGAUCCACGCUCGGCCCAUGCAGCCUGUCAAGGACUUCAAGGUUGAUGUGUACAUUAACGAGAAAGCAGGCAUUAAUUUCAUGGAGGUCAAGGGAGGACUGAGCACCAAAGCGCUGGCUAAUGCUAUCACCAGAACACAUGUGGACAAACAGGCCUGGGUGUAUUUCUACCCGACAGAGGACCAACAGAAAACAUGUGACAGCUGUGGAGAGCAGGGCAUGAAUGGGGACCUGGUUGUUGUUUAUGACGUCAACAGGAACCCGUCACUGGGAGACAUCAAGAAAUCCGAUCGCUACUUUGUUCAUCACUUUGCUCCACUGAAUCUUGCCAGCAUACCAAAAAAUGUUGUCUUCGUUAUCGACCAAAGUGGCUCAAUGCGCGGCAGAAAAAUGCAACAGACACGGACAGCUUUAAUCCACAUCUUGGGUGACCUGGCGGAGGAGGACCACUUUGGUCUCCUCACUUUUGACAGCGAAGUGUUCCACUGGAAGCUGGAGCUCGUGCCGGCGACCGGGGACAAUCUAGAGAGUGCCAAGAAAUUUGCGCGUGAAAUUGUCGAAAGAGGAGCCACCGACAUUAGCGCAGCAGUGCUGGAGGGAGCACGCAUGCUGAAUGCACAUCCCAGAGAAGGUUCCGCGUCUCUCCUCAUACUUCUCACUGAUGGAGACCCUACCGCAGGAGAGACAAACCCUGAGGUCAUCCAGUCAAACGUCAGACGUGCCAUCGUGGACAAAUUUCCUCUCUACUGCCUUGGUUUUGGUUUUGAUGUUAACUUUAAGUUCCUAGAGAAGAUGUCGCUGCAGAACAACGGUGUAGCACGGCGUAUUUAUGAGGACUCGGACGCUGACUUGCAGCUGACGGGUUUCUACAACGAGGUGGCCACUCCUCUGCUGACAGACGUCACAAUGAUCUAUUCUGGUGGGGCCAAUCUUACCCAGACUAACUUCAGCCAGUACUAUAACGGCUCCGAGAUUGUGGUGGCCGGUCAGAUCACGGACAACGGCAUCGAGACCUUCACCCCACAAGUUGUGGCCAUUUCACGCAACAGAAGGGUGACGUUUUCUGACACGCACGCCAUGGUGGAGUCGGAGGAAGAGGCGUCGGACAGCUCCGUCCGACGGGUUUGGGCCUAUCUCACAGUCAAACAGCUCCUGGAGAAAGAGCUGGUGUCGUCUGGACCUGAGAAGGAGAAGGCCAAGAAAGAGGCCCUGGAGCUGUCGCUGAAGUUCAGCUUUGUAACCCCAUUCACAUCAAUGGUGGUCACAAAGCCUCAGGGGGAGAACAGCGAUGUGCUCCACAAACCCAGGGAGGGGAAAAAACACGAGGGGAGAAGAAGGAGUUUUCUUCAUUCGAUGCCGCACAGACCCACAAGGCCGAGCACCAGUGCUUUAGUUACGCAACACAGAUUGCAUAGUCAGUCAGGAUUCAUCAGUUUACCAAAUGAGAACACCGAAGUAUUUGUGACUGGUUCUGAUCAUCGUCAACACGGACAACAAGGACAUAUUCGGCGAGUUUUGGUAGGUGCAUCUCUUGUCGAUGGAGCAUCAGGUCGCAGAGGAUCAGCUCAAGGGAGGAUGCAGGCGGAAGGAGGCAGGACUCAAGACGCAGGAUUCUCACAAAACGCAGCAAGGAUUAUUGCCCCACCACCCGACUACGAGGCUUUUUUGGUCUCUGCAGAUUUACAUGACACCCCCGACAUGUUUCCCACUAUCGUGACACCCCACGCUACUGAAGCUCCACUUUCUCACAGAUUUUUGCAAAAAACUGAGAAUCUCUCUCUUCCUCUGUGCUUUGAUGUCACUGGGAAAGUUCAACUUAAACUACUUCACCAUCCCAGCGAGGAGCUGUUUGUGAAUGGUCAGCUGGAUUCGGUAAGGAAUGGAGGCUUCAGAAGGAUUACCAUUCUCUUGAAGACUGACCUGCAGGUUCAGAUUGACACUGAAAAAAUCCUUGUGAUAGAGGGACAGAGAAUUUCAGGCCUCCUGGGAUACAUUUCCCACACAGUUGGAAGUUUGACGUUGGUUAGCCGGGAGAAGGAAAUAGACGUUGCUGUUGGAGACACGCGCAUUGUCAUCGCAAUUCACAAGGAGGGUGGCAAAGACUUCCUGUGGCCCAUUUUGAGACAGCGGCCGUUAGAUGACAACGUUUCAGGAAUUUUAGCUCUAAAGCCAGCAGUUUAUGACGAGGUGCAACAAAGUCCCUCAACAAGACUUCAGAUCAAAGGCCACGACUAUGAUUCUACCAGGGCCAGUGUUGUUGACCACAGUAUCGACCCGCCGCCCACUUACGACUGCUGGCUCAUGUCUGCUGAGUCUGUCCUGCAGAGAAGCCUGGAUGACUUCAUUGUUGCAUAAACGUAACAAAUGUAAAUGUUUUAUCGCUUGUAAAGAUUUCAUUUGAAAUAAAAAAUGAGUCAAACACAAAUUGAACAAUCACCAGUGACUCACAUGAACCAACACAAUUGACCGGAUCUCUGGUUAUCUUGUAUGACCUAAAUUUAAUUUACACAGAUUAUUCCUAUUAUUAUCAUAUUAUCCAUCAUAUUAUCAUGUUUAAUUAGUUUGGAACAAUUCUUGAAAUGUAGUUAAUACUUCAACAAUAAAAAGAGAAGAAGAAA
Molecule: messenger RNA, 3152 nt
Organism: Pungitius pungitius (ninespine stickleback)
Lineage: Eukaryota; Metazoa; Chordata; Actinopteri; Perciformes; Gasterosteidae
Product: inter-alpha-trypsin inhibitor heavy chain H4-like
Exons: 25
Coding region: 76-2889 (937 amino acids)
Source: RefSeq, a predicted model, not a curated record